Molecule: messenger RNA, 3517 nt
Organism: Gossypium raimondii (Peruvian cotton)
Lineage: Eukaryota; Viridiplantae; Streptophyta; Magnoliopsida; Malvales; Malvaceae
Product: protein STABILIZED1
Exons: 1
Coding region: 96-3197 (1033 amino acids)
Biological process (GO): spliceosomal tri-snRNP complex assembly; gene silencing by siRNA-directed DNA methylation; mRNA splicing, via spliceosome
Cellular component (GO): catalytic step 2 spliceosome; U4/U6 x U5 tri-snRNP complex
Molecular function (GO): protein binding
Source: RefSeq, a predicted model, not a curated record
AGUACUCAAAAUAUGACAUCUCAAUACUUUUUCUUUGAUGUUUUCUUGGUUCAAUACGAACGUAAGCGAGAGCCCAAUCGAAAUCGAAGAAGAAGAUGGUGUUCAUCGCAACGCCAAAUUCCAAAACUUUUUCCCUAAAUCUAAACCCUAAAACCACCACUCUCCUUUCCCUCCAACAAUCCAUUCAACUCCGCACCCAAAUCCCUAUUUCUCACCAACACCUUCUCCUCUCCCCCAACCCCACCUCUUCCCUUCUCCAUUCCCCCGAUCCCGAUUCCGUCCUUCUUUCCCAACUCCAAAUCACCCCUUACUCUACCUUAUUCCUUCAUGUUCCCCUCCGCGGCGGCACCCAACCUGGCCCCAGCGGUGCCGCUGUGCCCAAGCCACGCUUAGAUUUUCUCAACUCCAAGCCUCCCCCUAACUAUGUUGCUGGUUUGGGGCGUGGUGCCACGGGCUUUACCACUCGGUCUGAUAUCGGUCCAGCCCGUGCUGCUCCUGACUUACCUGACCGGUCCGCUACUACUAUUGGUGGUGCUGCAGCGCCCUCUGGGCUUGGCCGUGGCCGGGGAAAGCCUGGUGAAGACGAAGAAGACGAUGAAGGUGAGGAUAAGGGUUACGAUGAAAAUCAGAAAUUUGAUGAAUUUGAAGGAAACGACGUGGGUCUUUUCGCCUCCGCGGAGUAUGAUGAAGAUGAUAAAGAAGCUGACGCUGUUUGGGAGGCCAUCGAUAAGAGGAUGGAUUCAAGGAGGAAAGAUAGAAGAGAGGCAAGGCUGAAGGAAGAGAUUGAGAAAUACCGAGCGUCUAACCCGAAAAUUACUGAGCAGUUCGCGGAUUUAAAGAGAAAGUUGCAUACUUUGUCAGCCGAGGAGUGGGAGAGUAUUCCAGAAAUUGGGGAUUAUUCGUUGAGGAAUAAGAAAAGGAGGUUCGAGAGUUUUGUGCCAGUCCCAGAUACUCUUUUGGAGAAGGCAAGGCAGGAGCAAGAGCAUGUUACGGCUUUGGACCCAAAGAGCAGGGCUGCGGGUGGGACGGAAACUCCGUGGGCGCAAACCCCUGUAACCGAUUUAACUGCUGUUGGUGAAGGGAGAGGUACUGUCUUGUCUUUGAAGUUAGAUAGGUUAUCGGAUUCUGUUUCGGGUUUAACUGUUGUGGAUCCAAAAGGUUAUUUGACUGAUUUGAAAAGUAUGAAGAUUACUAGUGAUGCUGAGAUUUCGGAUAUUAAGAAGGCCAGGUUGUUGUUGAAAAGUGUUACGCAGACCAAUCCCAAACAUCCUCCCGGUUGGAUUGCGGCUGCAAGGCUGGAGGAAGUGGCUGGGAAGAUCCAGACAGCUAGGCAGUUGAUUCAGAAAGGGUGUGAGGAGUGUCCCAAGAAUGAAGAUGUAUGGCUGGAGGCUUGUAGGCUUGCGAGCCCAGAUGAGGCCAAGGCUGUGAUUGCUAAGGGAGUGAAAUCAAUUCCCAAUUCAGUGAAGUUGUGGUUACAGGCUGCUAAAUUAGAGCAUGAUGAUGUGAAUAAAAGCAGGGUUUUGAGGAGGGGUUUGGAGAACAUACCGGAUUCUGUGAGGUUAUGGAAGGCUGUUGUGGAGCUUGCAAAUGAGAAGGAUGCAGCGACUUUGCUUGAAAGGGCCGUGGAGUGCUGUCCUUUACAUGUGGAGUUGUGGUUAGCACUUGCUAGGUUGAAGGAUUAUGAUAAAGCUAAGAAAGUGCUUAAUAGGGCAAGGGAGAAGUUGCCUAAAGAGCCUGCUAUAUGGAUUACAGCUGCGAAGUUGGAGGAGGCUAAUGGAAAUAAUGCUAUGGUGGGAAAAAUUAUUGAGAGGUGUAUUAGGGCAUUACAAAGAGAAGGAUUUGUGAUUGAUAGGGAGGCUUGGAUGAAAGAGGCUGAGGCGGCAGAAAGGGCUGGCUCUGUUGUGACAUGCCAGGCAAUCAUUCGAAAUACAAUUGGGAUUGGAGUGGAGGAAGAGGAUAGGAAGAGAACUUGGGUGGCUGAUGCCGAAGAAUGCAAGAAGCGGGGUUCAAUUGAGACUGCUAGAGCUAUCUAUGCUCACGCUCUUACUGUCUUUUUGACAAAGAAGAGCAUUUGGCUGAAAGCAGCUCAGCUGGAGAAGAGUCAUGGGACUAGGGAAUCUCUUGAUGCUCUUCUUCGUAAAGCAGUCACGUACCGGCCACAGGCUGAGGUUCUUUGGCUUAUGGGUGCCAAAGAGAAAUGGCUUGCUGGGGAUGUGCCUGCUGCACGAGCUAUCCUUCAAGAAGCAUAUGCUGCCAUACCUAAUUCUGAGGAGAUAUGGCUUGCUGCGUUUAAGCUUGAAUUUGAAAACCAUGAGCCUGAGAGAGCAAGAAUGCUCCUUGCCAAGGCUCGAGAAAGAGGAGGCACAGAGAGAGUAUGGAUGAAAUCAGCCAUUGUGGAGAGAGAAUUGGGGAACACCGAGGAAGAAAGGAGGUUGCUUGAUGAAGGAUUGAAGCAAUUCCCAUCAUUCUUUAAACUGUGGUUGAUGCUUGGGCAGCUCGAGGAAAGGCUUGGUAACUUAGAAAAGGCAAAGGGAGUUUAUGAAUCAGGUUUAAAGCACUGCCCAAGUUGUAUACCUCUAUGGGUUUCUCUUGCUAUUCUUGAAGAGAAAAUGAAUGGGAUUGCUAAGGCUCGAGCUGUACUCACCUUGGCAAGGAAGAAGAAUCCACAACAACCUGAACUCUGGCUUGCUGCCAUACGAGCUGAGGCAAGACAUGGCUACAAGAAGGAAGCCGAUAUCUUAAUGGCCAAGGCAUUACAAGAGUGUCCAAAUAGUGGUAUAUUGUGGGCAGCAUCUAUUGAGAUGGUUCCAAGGCCUCAACGUAAAACCAAGAGCAUGGAUGCCCUCAAGAAGUGUGAUCAUGAUCCCCAUGUCAUUGCCGCGGUGGCUAAGCUAUUUUGGCAUGAUAGGAAGGUGGAUAAAGCCAGGACUUGGCUAAAUAGGGCUGUGACUCUUGCUCCAGAUAUUGGGGAUUUCUGGGCAUUGUAUUACAAAUUUGAACUUCAGCAUGGUACUGAGGAGAACCAGAAAGAUGUGAUGAAAAGGUGUGUUGCUGCAGAACCGAAGCAUGGUGAGAAAUGGCAAGCUAUUUCAAAGGCUGUAGAGAACUCUCACCAGCCUACUGAAGCCAUUUUAAAGAAAGUAGUGGUUGUGUUGGGCAAGGAAGAGAGUGCUGCGGAAAAUAACAGUAAACACUAAUUACUUUUAACUAAUAGUUACUCGUGUACUUGGGGGUAGUGCCAGCUGAAUCAAUUCUGAAGCAUGUUUUCUUUGGUUUUUGGACAAUUAUGGUGAGACUUUAUCUUCAACUAUGAUGUUUUUAGCAUAUAGCGUCUACUUGUUUUGUUGCCUCGUUUUGCUUAUCAUUGUUUCCAGAGAAAUAACAAUAGGACAAGCUUUGGAGUUUGGUUUUCAGUGGAUAUCAGUCCUGUUUAGCUAGAGUAGAAGAGUACUCAUCCGUAUUUGUCGUAUUAAAGCUUAAAAAGAUCCAAAAGAAUUCGAAUGCUCUUUAUAUCUCA